UCUCAGAUAGUGGGUGGUCAGGAAGGGGUUAACAGGCUGUGCUCUAUAAAUCUGCUUUAAGAGUCUGCUGGAAGCUACUGGUUCAGCCUUUAAAAACAGUCAUUGGAAUCGUCCUGAGAGGCUUGGAGCAGAGCGCCGAGCAUCAGUCAGGUUUGAGGUGCCGGUGUGAGACCGUGAGGAUGAAGACGCUCUUCUUCGCUUUUAUGCUGCUCCUGAGCCUGCCAGCAGCCUCAGCACGAAGGCUGCGGCGGGAUUCUCAGCUGAUCCGUGGAUCUGUACCUCGCAGGCGGCUGACAGGACUCGUCAGCUACAACUUCAAGUCAAGAAGGAGGACUCCUCGUUCUGAUGAUGACCCCACCGCCAUGACGCCAAUAGGCGGUAAUGCAGACGGCCUUCCCACGUGUCUGCUGUGUGUGUGUCUGACUGGCUCAGUGUAUUGUGAAGAGGUCAGCCCAGACAUGACUUCUGUUCCUGCUCUGCCAAAGGAAUCUGCCUACCUAUACGCCCGCUUCAAUAAGAUCAAAAAGAUCAACAAGAGGGACUUCGCUGACACCGUGACCUUGAAGAGAAUUGACCUCACAGGAAACUUGAUCGCAGAGAUUGAAGAAGACGCCUUCUCCAAGCUGACUUUGCUGGAGGAACUGUCUCUGGCUGAGAACAGACUGACCAAACUUCCUGUUCUGCCAACCAAACUCUCAUCCUUCAAUGCAAACAGGAACCUUCUCAAAACCAAGGGGGUAAAGGCUAACGUCUUUAAGAAACUGACAAAGUUGGUAAACUUGUACCUGGCUGACAAUAUGCUUGAAGCUGUUCCCACCAUUCCAGAGAGUGUCCGCAUCCUACAUUUGCAGAACAACAACAUCACUGAUGUCACCAUAGACACUUUCUGCAAGGCCAGCGACAAUUACUACCUUCGGCCAAGUCUCAGUGAGGUCCGUCUGGAUGGCAAUCCAGUGGUGCUGUCCAAAUACCCUGACAGCUUUACCUGUAUGAAAGUACUUCCAGUUGGACGGUACCGCUGAGGAGCAGCUCACUCUAUCGUACCUCUUUGAACCUCUCGUUGUUAAUGAAGCACCAGAGUGGGUAGAGGUACCACAGUAUUCUGGACUUAAGGUUGCUCAUACCACUGUGUGAAUCAAGGCGGUAACAUCCUUCUUUAGCUAGUGUCACUAUCAGGCCAAACACAACUCAUUGGACUUCUCAACUCCUCUGUAAGUCUGUUCAAAAGUGUUAGUUGCUUUUCAAAGAGUCAGUCUUAGAUAUUUAGAAAAACCUUCAAUAACUUCUAUUAAACAAGUGUCAUGUGAUGGUUUGUACUUACUGCACAUGUUAAUUUUAUUGUGAAUGAUGAACAGUAGCCCCUACGGAGGUACCU
Messenger RNA from Oryzias melastigma (Indian medaka), 1375 nucleotides. It is a transcript of the gene ogna, whose product is annotated as osteoglycin, paralog a. Gene Ontology annotation, molecular function: protein binding. The transcript is spliced from 6 exons. The record is from RefSeq and is a predicted model, not a curated record. The coding region runs from base 180 to 1022 and encodes 280 amino acids. NCBI's taxonomy places the organism in Eukaryota, Metazoa, Chordata, Actinopteri, Beloniformes, Adrianichthyidae.